Venturia canescens is the source of this 2102-nucleotide messenger RNA. RefSeq names its product FERM domain-containing protein 8 Bili (gene Bili). Lineage: Eukaryota; Metazoa; Arthropoda; Insecta; Hymenoptera; Ichneumonidae. The record is from RefSeq and is a predicted model, not a curated record. Gene Ontology annotation, cellular component: cytoskeleton; plasma membrane. Bases 560 to 1939 code for a protein of 459 amino acids. The transcript has 6 exons. Gene Ontology annotation, biological process: negative regulation of canonical Wnt signaling pathway.
UUGUGUAGUGAGUGAAAAAAAUCAAUACCUACCCCCGUGGCUCCAGCGCUGUUCAGAGCAAAAUCUCUAUUAUUAUCUUUGAAUGGUUUUGUUUUUGAUUGAGGCUUUUUAUGAAAUUUAGUCGAUAAAAUAUUGUUUAAUUGUAAUUUCUUUUCGAUAAUUCUCUAUAAUUUAACUCUGUGAAACAAACAAGGUUCACGGUCAUUUUAAAUAUGGAAAAAGUUAACAAAACGUGAUCGUCUGGAGGUUAAAGCAGCGUUUAAAAGAAAUUUCGAAAGUGUUUCAAAAAAUGAGGCAAAAAGAAGUGGAUUCGUGGCUGGAAAGCAGCUCCAGCGUUCUUUUUGUAAAAAAAUAUUAAUAUUCGCGAAAAAAGUAGAAUUCUUUGUGGAGAGUGAUGGAGAAAGAAAAAUUUCGUAAACAUUGCUCGGCCAAAAUUUGUUCACCGAGACAAGGAAAAGGCAGAAAAUCUUAGGAAAUCUACAUUAUACCACGUUGAAAGUUUUAUAUUGAAAUCGUCGAAAAUAUUUCGAGAUUAGUCGAAAAAUCCACCCCGAAGACAAUGGAAAAUCAACAAGAUGACAACACGAUGAGAAGAGGUCAACCUUUGCGAAGGUUUCAGAAUGACUACAACAAAGAUAAUCACAAUCAACCUCACAUUCAAGCACCGAAAUUGGAAAACAUGCAGCAGCAACAACUGUACGUGUCUCCGCGUGCGAGUGUACGAAUUGCUUGUUAUUUGAUGUCGGGUGUACUCAUGACUAUGGAAGUCGAGAGAAGUACAACCUCACAACAAAUAUUGAAUAUCGUACAAUGCGAAAGUGAGCUGGGCCUUUCGAGAACGCCUCCGAUAAUCAGUCAACCGGUAUUCGCGUUAUGGCUCUGUUGUUCCCAAUUGGAAGUGCAGUUGCGACCGGAUCAUCGACCCCUGGAGUUGGCAGCGAAGUGGUCAGGCCUCGUCAAGAAAUAUGGCUCCCAAGAUGGUCCGGACGACGAAGAACCAUUGUUGUAUUUUAGAAGAAAUGUUUUUCUGUCACGACGCGAGGAAGAGCAAGUGAAGGACCCCAAAACUCUCGAGUUACUUUAUGCUGAGGCGAGGCACAACGUGCUCGAAGGCAGAUAUCCAUGCGAGGGGCAAGCACGUUAUGCGAGCUUAGGGGCGCUACAGGCUCGAAUAGAAUUGGGACCUUACAAUCCACAAACUCACACGUUAGCCUACUUUCGAAAACAUCGAGCCAGAUUUUUGCCUCAUCAUUACAAUUCACCUAGUUUGCUGCUCGGUCUGGGUCUUGGUCUGGGCCUUGUCGGUGGCAAAGGUGCACCGGAAGCGAGACUUCUCGAACAGUACAAACGGAUACCCAAUCACUCGGGGACUAAUCCGAACACGCGAAAACUUGUAAGAAAGUAUAUCGAAUUUUGUUGGGGUCUACCGACCUAUGGAGCAGCUUUUUUUCAAGGCCAGAUCGAGCGACCAGUCCGUGGACUCGCCUCGUGGAUCACUAAUCGAGAUUUAUCGGUACUCAUAGCUAUAAAUACAACGGGUGUUUACAUUGUUGAUGAUAUGCAUUGUAGUCUGUUGUUAGGAUUAAAAUACUGUGAGCUUAGCUGGGAAAUGGCGAAACCAUCGGAUGAAAGGAAUCCCGAUUGUCUGCCUUGCCUGUUUCUCCAAUUUCCGGUUCGUGAAAACGGUGCUCGAGUUUACAAAAUACUUCAAGUCUUUUCCAGACAAGCAAUAAUGAUGGAUACCCUCAUUUCCGGUUUCGCGGAGGAAAGUCGCAACAGUGAAGUUAAUCCCGAACCGACCAAUCAAAAUAAUAAAACUGAAAAUUCCGUUAUUACGAACGUUGGCAGUUGGACUAACAAACUCAGUAAAUUCACUCUCGCAACGUUCGAUGAUCAGGGACGUUGUAUCGGACAAAUGGGCUCUUGGUCCUUUCAAUGAAUCACGAGUAAUUAAGUCGACGAAAAACAAAAAAAUCUUAGGAUUACUUAGGAUUAAAGUGAAUGGUGAUAUCGAGCAAAGGACUGUUCUUGCCCGGAAAUAAGUGUAUUUUCAUUCGAAACGAAACAAUACCUGACUGAUAAAAAAAAAACUUUGGUACAUU